This is a messenger RNA of Episyrphus balteatus (marmalade hoverfly), 876 nucleotides long. RefSeq lists its product as uncharacterized. The record is from RefSeq and is a predicted model, not a curated record. The transcript has a single exon. Lineage: Eukaryota; Metazoa; Arthropoda; Insecta; Diptera; Syrphidae. The coding region runs from base 107 to 724 and encodes 205 amino acids.
UUCAACCGUUAAGAUAUCUCUUAAAAAGGAUUACCUUAUACCAAGAAUUAUAAAAGGAUUAACUUAGCAGUUUUCAAAAUAAAAAAAUAUCAACACUAAACAAAAAAUGGAUAACCUUACUGAAAGUAAUUUUGAUUUUGGUGAAAACCAAAAGACCAAGGCAAUUUCUCCACGUCGUCAGCGAGCUAUGCAGUUUUUGCAGAGUCUCAGCAAACGUUUGGGCCGUCGCGUUCAGAAUGACUUGAUUUACAAUAGUCAAGAGGAUCUUCGCAGUUCAUCAACGGAUUCUUUCUCUUUAAGUCUCGACCAAACUGAGAAGAGUCUUCGUAGUUCCAGCAUUGAUUUCCAGAGUAUUGGAUCUAUCGAAUCUAAUUGUCAUUCGGAUAAGUCAGAGCUUGAAACUGAAGAGGAGUCGAAUAGUAGUGAAACAACACCUGCAAGAACACCUUUGGGACGUAUUCACCUUAACCGCAUAUCAAUUUCAUCGGUUGGCAAGGUUUUACAAAGUCUUUCGUCUUCAUCCCGCUCAUUAUCAUGCAAUAGUACACCGCUAAAGUCUCAAAAUAAGAAACCUUCAUCCAAGCCUGCUGAACAAAAACAGCAACCACAACAGCAAAGGAUACUUCGCCAGCCAGUUAAUUAUGUUUAUCUGAAAGGUAUGUCUGGCUUGCCAACACGCCGAGUACCACGUUCAUCAUUGUGUUGUACUUAUGCCUACAGAUAAGGUGUUAAUUGUUAAAAUCUUUGAAAAACAAUAGAACAAAAAACCUGAGUGAUGCUGAAAAGAGUGAUAUAGUGCCUGAGACUGUUGAAUCAGUGAAAAGAGAGGACUUGAGUAAAAAACAAAGUUAAAGAAACAAAAAAAAAAUUAUUUUC